Molecule: messenger RNA, 7359 nt
Organism: Larimichthys crocea (large yellow croaker)
Lineage: Eukaryota; Metazoa; Chordata; Actinopteri; Sciaenidae
Gene: veph1
Product: ventricular zone expressed PH domain-containing 1
Exons: 15
Coding region: 591-3092 (833 amino acids)
Biological process (GO): regulation of signal transduction
Cellular component (GO): plasma membrane
Molecular function (GO): phosphatidylinositol-5-phosphate binding
Source: RefSeq, a predicted model, not a curated record
UUGAAGCUGUGCAGGGGCAAUUUGUGUUGCUAUGUGCCGCUUUUUGAACGAGGGUUGGAGGCAUUGAAACGAAGCUCUCCACAUUCAUUAUCCGUGCGUCCUACACGUCCUGCACGGAACAGGACCCUGCUGCAGAAAGACUGCCUUCUCCAGAAUAUGCCUUGUCUCCAUGGUAACAGGCCUCAGGCAGACCCAGAAAAAACAUUGGGCCAAACUCAUCCACUCUUGUCCAGCCUACCUGAUCCUGGACUGCACUGAAGAGGACUUGAAUUUCACAUGUUUAAAGAUUCUUUAUUCGUUACUAAUGUCCUCCAUUGAUCCAUGCAUCCAUAUUAUUUGACCAAUUAGAGUGCAUUCACAGCACCCAUAAUGUCUGAAGCAGUGCCUGCAUUUUAAAUUGAUGUCAUUUUAAAAGGGAUUGAACUCUUUUGGGUUACCAAUGCACAUGACUCUGUGUACUCUCUAAAUGGUCCCUUAGAGCCAAGAAAAAAACAUUAUGUCAGGGAUAUAUUCAUUCUCAAUUAAGGGAUCUUAAACUGGACAGGACCUGUGCCAAACUAGUCCAAAAGGUGUCCUAAACUAGGACCAGGAUGCACCAGCUGUUCAGCCAAGUGUUGGGGCAAAGGGAUCUGUCCAGAGCUGGAGAUCUGUUUUCUCUGGAGGACGCAGAGAUCGAAGACUGUCUGUCUCAGGCUUUGGACCAGAUCAAGGCCAUCUCCUGCUCACCGGACUAUUUGACCAAUGAUAAUGACCAGGCUGUGGUGGAGAUUUGCAUAACGCGCAUUACCACGGCCAUAAGGGAGACGGGCUCCAUCGAGCAACACAGCACGGCGUUGGUGGGCCUGUGGGAGUCGUGUCUGGAACAUAACCUCACCCCGCAAGGUGAAAACACAGAGGACACACCGCACGCUAAGAUUGCCUCCGACAUCACCAGCUGUAUCCUGCAGAACUACAGCUGUCCGUCAGUCAUGGUCCUGGCAGUCCCGGUAGCGGUGCGGUUCCUGCAGAGAGGGAACAGGGAGCUGAGCAGGAACAUGUCCAGUUAUCUCUCCCUGGCUGCUAUAGCCAAAGCUGAUCUGCUAGCUGAACACACAGAAGCCAUAACACUCAGUGUCCUGAGAGGUAACCACAUGCUCCUACGGGUGUUGCCCUCAGUCUACCCCAGACAACCAGAUACAAUCCACUGUCACCUAGGCAACCUCACUGCAAUGAUGUCGCAGCUGGACUUCCCAGAGCAACAACACCUGAUCAGACUCAUUCAAAUGGUUGCCGAGCAACAUCCACUUAUUCUGAGCCCUCAGGUGCCCACACUAGUCAGUUACCUAGAAGACCAAUCACUAACUGAGGCCCUACUGGGCGCGCUCGUGGACGUGUCACAGGCCAGCCCUUCCUCUCUGGUCAGCUUUCUGCCAGCUCUGAGGAUUGUGGGACAGCAAUGUCUUACUCUCCUUGGUCAUGUAGCCAAAAUCCAUGGUGCAGUGGGUAUCAUCAGCGAGACUCAUGCUCACAGCUCGUUGGUCUACCUGGUGUCCCUUCUGGGCAGCAUGGAGCACAGCUUUCAUCACACACUGCUGCUGGAGAUCAGAGGUCUGACUGAUCGUUAUCCAUCUUUACUGGGAGGUUGCGGGAAAGACAUCUACAGAAUGAGCAACUCGUUCACUGCAAUAGCCAGACUGCUUGGGAGAAGACUGGAGGAGAGCACGGCCGUGCACUGCAGGGGGGACGAGGCGUGCUUGCCGUCUCCCUGUGCAUCUUGUCCAGGAGGUGGAGGAGGGGGAGGUGGAGGAUCAGAGCAGCGCCUGCAGGUGAAGAUCCAGGCAUUUGAGGAGAAAAUGGGGGAGGAGGGGGGAGAGGAGGAGGAGGCGGAGGAGGACUCUCCCGCCCCCCAGCGUCGCUACAGCCUCAGCCAAGCCGUCAGGGAGGAAAGACGAGAGAUGAGAUUCAACAGGUCAAAGAGCCUGGCCCUACAUGCUGUGCGCUCGCGCUCCAUCAACUCAGACACUGGGGAGGACGGGGAGGGAUUGGAGCCGAGCCCAGACAACGUCUUCUCCAACACGGCUGUGAAUUCGCACUCAGAAAAUCAAGAAGCACUGGCUUCUGAGAGGAAGAUGACAGGUGAUGGCUCUGUGCCCAUCACUGCUGCCCUGGACAGAGGGGUCAAGGAAGCUGAGAGAAGUCAAAGCAGAGAGAAAGAGGGGGAGAACGAGGAGCACGAGGAAGCUGACAGACUCUUCAUUCAUUUAAGAGACAAUAUGGAGACGAUCAGAGAGUUCUGUAAAGACAUGGCGCAGCAGAUUCCCACACCAGAGCAGUGUGUGAUAGAAGAUUCAAAUCGAGGAUGUGUGGCCAAGCUGUCGUUCUCCUGUCCUCUUAAGGGCCACUACUGUCUUUACGCCAAGUCCUGUUUCAACCUGACCAGCCGACAACCUCACCUUUGGAUACACAUCAUGCUGCUACAUCUGCAGGGUAAAUCCAGUGUCCCUCUGUGCUCCAGGGACAAGUGUGUCCAGAGACUUGCUUCUCUUUGGGAGAAAACACAACUAAAAGGAGCUCACAGUUUCCCCAUGGCCAUGACACAGCACACAACCCCACACAGGAAGGACCUGGACAGUCUGCAGAUUCAGCUGGAAGAGGUACGUUUCUUUGACCUUUUUGGCUACAGUGAAGAAGAGGGAGGUUGGCUCUGCUUCAUGUGCAACAACCCUGAGAAGGCCACAGUUGUGAACCAGGAGGGACAGCCUCUGAUCGAGGGGAAGCUGAAGGAGAAGCAGGUCCGCUGGAAGUUCAUCAAGCGCUGGAAGACCCGUUACUUCACCUUGGCAGGAAACCAGCUACUCUUCCGGAGAGGCAAAUCAAAAGACGAGCUGGAUGACAUUCCUAUUGAGCUGAGCAAGGUGCAAAGUGUCAAGGUGGUAGCCAAGAAGCGGCGUGAUCGCGGCCUGCCGCGUGCCUUUGAGAUCUUCACCGACAGCAAGACGUACGUGCUGAAAGCUCAGGAUGAGAAACAUGCUGAGGAAUGGCUGCAGUGCAUCAACGUGGCCGUGGCUCAGGCCAGAGAGAGGGAGAACAGAGAGGCUACCACUUACCUGUGAGAUCAACGCAGUUCGCAAAUGAGGACACGUACUGUAUUAUUGGCUAUAGAUGCCAUGCACACAUGCAAAUUCAUACAUGCUGUACACAAAAACAUCCACUGCCAGUAGUAUAACUUUAUAUCUAUAAUUGUUGUUAUGCAGUAUUUUUAGAAACUAAAAAGACUUUAAACCAACCGUAACAGACUCACUGUAUGAGGGAUGGUCACUGACUGUUACACUAUGGACUCAUUGAUGGACCAUCAUAAAUGAAUGUUACAGUACAACAAAUGUGAACUUACACAUUGACGUGUUCAGAAGAUCUUCACCUGACUUGACCACACGGUGAGGAAAUUUCAGCUUCUUCUGCUUAAGGCCAGACACUGCUGUGAGCGUUAAUUCAACACAAAACCAAACCAGCAUCUAUGGAAACUUGGGGGUUUUUGAGUUUAAUGACGCAUGAUGAUUGAGAUGUUUUGGAGUCCAGAGUAGCUUUUAGCAAUAAAGGCUUCAUAGAAGCACAGACCUCAUAAAGACUUAGCAAUAAUGAGACUGAACAGAUUCUAUUGAAAGCAGGAAGGGUGAAGAAGAGGAGCCUAAUGGACAGCAGACGGGAAGGGCAUUCAUCACUGGAAUAAUGUGUAUGUGUGUGUGUGUGAGAGAGAGAUAGAGAGAUGGGGGGGUAAAUGUAGUCUUAAAGAUAUAGUUUCUGAAAUAUGCUUACAAAGAGUUAGAUGAAAAGAUUGAUAUGACUCUCAUGUCUGUGACAUGUGGCCACAGCCAGAAGAUGGUUAGGUAAGUUAAGUUUAGCAAAAAAGACUGAAAAAUCCCCCCACAAGCACCUCUAAAGUUUGCUACAACUAAUAUUUGAUUUGUUCAAUUAAAUAUGGACGUCAAUUUGCCUAUGUAGCAGAAAAGUAGGGACCGCCGGCAUUGUGGAAAUGGUGGCCGAGAAAGCUUCUGGAGCUGAAGUGAACGCUGUGAAAAAAUGCGAUUAAAUGUUGGUGCAAAUGCUCGGCACGGUUGCAGAUUGACAAAGAAGAAGAAGUGGUAAAAUGUUGCAAUUAGUACUUCCGGUAAGUGCAAAACGACCAUACCUGAAUUGGUAUAAAACUACCCUGCCAAAAUUAGCGCACUACGCCAUGAAGGGUAAAAUGUACUACAAAACAAUGUACUUAGAGAAGUAUCCGAACUGAGACACAAUGUAUUUCUACCUUCAUAUUGACUUGAACCACUUGGCACAGCUGCCAAGUGUUCUGUGCGUUUAAGAAGCAGCUCUCCGCUUCACUUCAUGGAGAAUUCAUGCUGUUCCGCUUUUUGAUGGACACGGCCACCAGCCACGUCAAGAAGUACAGAGCAGAUCGAGCUGACCGGAAGCCACACAAGAGAGAAAUCUGGUAAAUUCUUUCAAAAUAAAACACCCUGUGCAGACUCCUGAAAACACAAAAGAUAAACUAUUACAUUAUGUAGCCCACUUACUCAUGGUAGAAGCACAUAAACCCUGAAAAAAAUACCAAAUCUGAGUAAAUUACCAAAGUUUGGUGGCCAAAAUGCUUCACUUUUGAAAUACUAUGGAGCCACGUGUAGAACGGAUUAAAAGAGCAUCACGACCGCAACUUCAAACCCAUGCCUGGCACAGCACCCAGUGGGAUCCAGGGGUUAGACAUCAUGAAGUUGCUCCUCCUGACCAGAAAAUACUUCAGUAGAUGGCUGCUCCAUAAAACCAACUUCUCAACCUUUGGACAGAGCCAGGCCAACUGUUUCCAACCUUUAUGCUUUAUCAGCCUCUGGUUCAUAUUUACUGUGCAGACAUGAGAGUGGUAUUGAUCUUCUUAUCUAAUUCUUGGCACUAUUCGAACUGUUGCUUUAACAUACAUAUUGUUCUCAUGUGGAACAUGGGUGUACAUAUUCAAAUCCAGUGUUUGUUUUUUAAAAAUUGCAUCAUGUAUUUUCUAUAUUUUUGAUUUAUAGUGAAUCUUUCAUAACUAACAAAACAUUAGAAAGCAACAGCGCAAACAGUUAUUUAAGAAUCUGAAAGGUUUCAUCCAACAUUUAAGUUAGGAACAUCCUCAUAUAUUAACAUAUCCUCCUUAUUUUGACCUUCUUCUUCUGGUUCUGCUUUUGUACUAAAGUGACUUAUGAAGCAACCCCUCUCAGAUUUAAUGCAGUGGUCAGAUUUCUGCUCUUUUGCAAUCUUAAUAAGGUAUGACCUGAGCUAUUUUUGGCUUUCCAAAAAGAAACGUCUGCAACAACUGACUCCAUGUUUCACUCCAUUGUCAUCUCAACUGUUGCUUAAUAGUGUAAUUUAGACCACAGAUUUCUAAGAAAACAUUCAAGUAAAUUAGUGGUUACUUUGUGGAUUUAGAAAUGGUGCCAGGUCAGUCACAAUGAUUUACGACGGUACAGUGAAAGUUUUUGUUUCGACAGCUAAGGACCGAAUCUCCAACUCAGUUAUCUUAAAACAGGCCCUUCUCAAAGCUCAGAUUUUUCUUUAGUUUAAACUGUGAGAUUAUUAUUAUUGUUAUUUUCAUUGGAUUAAGUGUAAAUUAGCAUAUGACUGUUAAAAUGUGAGCUCUAGUUUUUAUUUACCGUUUUCCACCUUAAACUGUGGCAGUAUGUUACUCACCAACACCAGACCAGGAUGCAGAUGACAAACAUGUUUUGAUCCAGUCAAGCUCUGAACCGCCUGCAACAGAGAAACGUUCACGCACGGCCGUGGCGAAUCAAUUUUGUAUGAUGUCUGAUUUUGAUCUAUAUCUGGAAGCAUAUCUGAGGUGUGUGUCUGCCUACAGGUGAAUACACUGCUCUCUUUUUUGAUAUCAAAUGCUUUUGGUUUUGGUUAAAUAUAUAAAAUUAAAUGAUCUGGAUAUAUUAAAAAUGCCCAAGGUGGUCAUAAACUUGUGUGACAGACAAGCAUGUUUACUUUGUUCUUAGUGUCCUAGAGCAAAACCCUGUUAGCGGUGUACCAGCAUAACACUCAUACAGUCAUAACACUGCCUUUCCCACCAGAUAGGGUUACCACUGUGUACCCCCACACAGCAGAGCUGACUUACACAUAAUUUUAUGUACAUUACCCUUCUCCUUUCCUUUCAUCUUGACUUCCUCUUUCCUUCUUUUUUUUUUAGAUUUAUGACCUACAUACACAGUUGGCUAUGCACCCCAGUGUCAGGGGGACUUCCAACAAUAACUGCAAUUAUUUUAUUUUAACAAAUUCUUUUUGGCCGUGCUAAGUGUCAUGGCUCUGGGGGACGUCAAUGUCCGCCUAUCUGUCAGUUGGUCUAGACUGAAAUGACUCAACAACUGAGAUAAGACAGAGAUUGGCAUAGAGAUGGUCCUCUGAGUUUUUGUGGUUUUAGGUGAAAUGUCUCAACAACGCUUCCCCUCAGAUUCAGGAUAACAUAACGAUAUAUAAAUAUUUUUAUUCAUCCCUCAACUUUUCGUUAAGUGCCAUCAUGUGGUCAAAGUUUUUCUGAUGAAUGACCAAAUACCUGCAAAACUAAUGACAUUAUCAUCAAACUCUCAAACCUAUCUGGACAGUGAAGUAUUUGUGCUAAACAAUAGUAUACACGCGCACACGUAUUACUUGACUGUAGCUGCAACAAGCAAAUGUUAUCUCCACUAUCCUACCCUUCACUCUAAAUGUACCAUGGAGCUUUUAUUGCAGUAUUGAUUGUUUGGUGUUUCAAGUGAAUGUCUGAUCAUAUGAAUGUCAAAGUUGUCUAGAAGUUUAAAUGUGAACACUCUCUGCCAUCACGCUGCCAUGUUGGCCUAGAUUCCAGAGCUUUGGGGCCAGUAUCUUUAGCUAAAAAGAUCAGUUGUUUUAGGGUAGUAUUCCUUUUACAGACGAUGUUUGUAGGCAGCUGAGUAAAGAUCUAUCUAUCUAUCUAUCUAUCUAUCUAUCUAUCUAUCUAUCUAUCUAUCUAUCUAUCUAUCUAUCUAUCUGUCUAAAGCACAGUGAGAUUACAUUUACAGUGUUGAAAGCAGAUAAAAGGAUGGAAACACUGCUGUAGAUUUCAGCAAUCACACACACUGUAUACGUGAAGAUGAUCGACACAAGUAUUAAAGUUUCUGGAUGUAUGAAAACAGUUUGGAGCAUAAAUAUCAGCCUUGUGUAAAGAAUCAUAGUUUUUUUUUUAUUCAGUGUGUUGUUAAAUUACAUUUGCUUUUAUGUUUGACUUUUGGUAUAAGGUCAAUAUUUAUUUUUUACAAGUGCUAUUGUAACACUUUGAUCAUGUCUGGAAAGACUAGUGAAACAAUAAAUGACAAAUUGUCGCCUCUGUGUCUUCCCUUA